AUGGCCUCUCUAGCUGCCAAAUUCGUCGCUCGCAAGAUCUUCGCCGAAACACCCAUGGGCAAGAAUAGCAAUGCUGCUCCCGCUCAAGACCCCUACUUCGAGACUGUACCCGCAACGCGACUCGGCAUAAAGACAACCAAGAAGGUGAAGAGAGCUCUUCCACCUGGCCUGACAGUACAAGAAGAACAGAUCCUCAACAAGGCCAAGAAGCGCGCAUACAGGCUGGAUCUUAGUCUCUUCAGUCUGUGCGGCUUGAGGUUCGGCUGGAGCAGCGUCAUUGGCCUUGUCCCUGCUAUUGGCGACGUGGCCGAUAUGCUUCUUGCAUUGAUGGUCUUCCGGACGUGUUGCCAGGUCGACCCGCCAUUGUCGACUUCAACCAAAACCAAAAUGCAAAUGAACAUCGUCAUCGAUUUCGUCGUGGGCCUGAUACCUUUCAUCGGUGACAUUGCCGAUGCGGCGUAUAAGUGCAACACCAAAAAUGUCAUCCUGCUGGAAGAAGAGCUGAGGGAGAGAGGAAAGAAGAGACUAAGACAGUCUGGACAGCAAAUCCCAGUCGACUACAGCAUGGCGGAUGAGUUUGAUUACCAGGCAGAAGACCAUGUCCGCGCCGAAAGAGGAAACCCCCCGCAGUACUCUGAGCCGGCGCGAUGGACGCAAUCGACACGACGUUGA
Messenger RNA from Lithohypha guttulata, 672 nucleotides. RefSeq lists its product as uncharacterized. The transcript has 2 exons. The record is from RefSeq and is a predicted model, not a curated record. The coding region runs from base 1 to 672 and encodes 223 amino acids. NCBI's taxonomy places the organism in Eukaryota, Fungi, Ascomycota, Eurotiomycetes, Chaetothyriales, Trichomeriaceae.